This is a messenger RNA of Lymnaea stagnalis (great pond snail), 8923 nucleotides long. The record is from the annotation of a GenBank genome assembly. Lineage: Eukaryota; Metazoa; Mollusca; Gastropoda; Lymnaeidae.
CUCGGAGCAACAUGGCGGCUUCCAUUAAAGCAGAUAUUGCUGGAGUUAAAUCAACUGUAAAGCGAGAAAUAGGAAAAAAGGCCAAAUUAAUCACAAAGAAAGAAGAGAAUGAUAUCGGUAAUAAGUUAAAAAUGAUAAGUUGAAAACAGCUCACAAAUCUAAUUAUUAUUCAAUAAUAUAUAGACUAAAACAUUUUUCACUUCAAGUCCACUCCAAGUUACUUAGCCAAGUUGUUGUCUUUUUACUAAAAUUUUUAUCUUUUUGUUAUAAAAUUAUUAUUGUGGCCGGUGAUGGCGAUGGGUAGACGCGCCCAGUUACCAAUGCAUAUUACGCGAUGGUAGCUGUGUACAUUGUGUAAAACAAAAAAAAGUAGCGCUAACACUUGUAACACACAUACUAAAAUGGGGAGGGGAAAGAGAGAAUGUGCUGGUUUUAGUUUUAGCUAAUUACCUCCAGUUCCUAAUACUAUCACUGAGUAGCCCUUGCAACCAGUGAAGUAUCCUCUUCAAAGCUGUACAUUAUACAUUGAUCAUGGGCCCUCAAAAUAUAGAAGAAUAAGAAAUGAAAUAGGAAGAAAAACGUUAGAAUUUUAUUAAAUAAUUUCAGUGGGUACAUUAAUUUCAUGGUGAACGUAGUAACUUUAUUGAUUCGAUCUAGAUAUGCAGCAAGAAGAGUCAUCGACCUGCGGUCGCUUCCUUUCCUGCCGUAAUUUCAGCCGGUACAUGCUCCCUUCCCUUAAUUAAACCAUGUGUGCUACAGUUACACACUGUGGUAAGAAAAGUGUAAAAAUGAAGAAAAAUAAUACAAAAUUGUUUUAAAUUAAUGAAACCCCAACUUACAAUUUCAUAGAAUACACUUUUACACACUUUAUUUCAGGUACUGCCAUAAAGAAAAUUCAAAAGUUGUCAGAAAAUCAAUACAAAAUAAUAUACGCAUCUUCCAAAGUACUGGAACAUUUAAAUAUCAUGCACCACAUUAAAUUAUAAUUUUAAAAAUUCCAUUGUCAUAUUAAGGAAGUAAACUCUAAUCCAAGAAUAAGCAAAAGGGAGAGAUUUUUACACAGAAACUCAAUGUAACGCAGAUUGCGUAAUUUGACCUUAGUGGUUGCAGUUUUUGAGCAAUGAAUUUUAAAAAAAAACUAUAUGAAAAUAUGAGUUUGUUUGUCCUUUUUUUAUGGUAUAUUACAUUUUACAAUGAUAACUAUGAAUGUACCAGUAGUAUGGAAUGCUCCACCUCAUGUUGUGACAAAAUUCUGUUUCUUUAAUACUUGUUAAUUUAUUCUUUCGUUGUACAAAAAUGUGCACUUUAUUCAGCAAAAUAAUCUUAAUAAUGGGAUCAUCAUUGCAAUAAAAAAGUGCAUAGGUCAUGUUUUACAAAUUAUUAUUACAUGUCAAUGGAUGAUUAUGAUUUUACUAUUUUUACUGCUAAUCAACAAAACUAAGUCCCGGGUGCAAAAUUGAGCAUAGCAACUUCAUUGUUGGCUAACACUCAGAUAUUGAAUAUGCGAGAACACCAAAGAUGAAAAGAGAGGAAAACAAUGUGCUGUCUGAGCAUCUUGUAAGCCCUACCCAAGUCAUUAAUUGAUUAAAAUUUUCCAAUAAAAAAUAAAAUCAAACUUAACUUACAAUUUAAAACCAACUCAUCAAUAGCAUUUAAUUUUUAAUGAAUUAAAAUUAUGCAUGUAACGUUACAUUCAACCAAGGUUUUGUUUUCAGUUCCAAAGAAAGAAGCAAAGAUUGACAGAAGUAGAUCAUGUCCUUACUUGGAUACAAUUAACCGGUGAGUUUUCAAGCCCUAGCCUAUCUAAUGAACAUUUGAUUUUAAAAAUGCCAUUUAAUGUGAUUUUGGAAUAGUCGUGUUGGGGGCUGUGUGCUUAGAAGAAUACUUUAAUUGCAGUAUUUCAUUUUUUAAUGUUUUCUUAAUUCUUUUCAUUGAAGGGUAAAAUAGAAAAGUUUUUAAGAUUCUUUUAAACAGUUUUGUGUCAUUGAACUGUCUCGUAAUUAUAUUUACUUGUCUUUUUAAUCUUCUAGCUCUGUUCUGGACUUUGACUUUGAAAAACUGUGUUCCAUAUCCUUGUCUCACAUAAAUGUUUACGCAUGCAUGGUCUGUGGCAAGUAUUUCCAAGGUAAGAAGCUUUUGAACAAGUCUGUGACAGAGAUUUGAUAACAAAAUAAACCCCUUAAAGUUUAAAAGAAAGCGCCUUAACUUAUUUGGAUACAAUUGAUAUAUACAAGCUCAUUUUAUAUGCUGUUGCUUAGCUUAUUUAGCUGUCAUAAUUUGAGAGAUCUUACCUCAAGCUUCAUAUCAAAUACCUGAUAGCUAGAGAGCUUUUUUUCCAACACAUAUACUUUUUGUCACAGGCAGGGGAAACAACACUCACGCUUACACCCACAGUGUGUUUGAGGGUCAUCACGUGUUCCUCAACCUACAGACCCAGAAGUUUUACUGCCUGCCAGACAACUAUCAGAUCAUUGACUCGUCUCUGGAUGAUAUCAUUGUAAGUGAGCUCAUAAUGUUCACAUGUCCGUCCGUCAAAUUGAAUGCAAAGUUGCUUUUUAUUUUUUUCUGAAGCACCAAUCUUCAUUUGACUUGUAAUACCGUUAUAAAUUUUAAUUAUUUCUUUUUUUUUAUCAGUAUGUGUUGAACCCCACAUUCAGUGACACAAUGAUUCGGAAGCUGGACAAAAAUCCUAAACUUUCUAGAGCUUAUGAUGGGACCACAUAUCUCCCUGGUUGGUAUUCAUUUGAUAUCAUAUUAAACACAACAUAUUCCUUAGUUUACUUGUAAAUCAUUGGCAUUUGAAAAUGAUAUCCUUUUGUGCUAAAAUUGUAUGACAUUUUUGACCAGCAAUUAAGCAGAUAAAUGCUAUAUAUUAGCAUACAGUGUCUAAAAUUUCUAUAAUUUUAAAUUUAUAAACAAUUUUACCAAUGAAAAUAAACUUCUUAACUGAAGUGGUGUGGUUUCUUUAAAAAAAAUUAUUUAGAGUCGAAAUUGAUGCUAAUACUUUAAAUUAAUACGUAAAUUAAAAGCUAUUUCUGGCAUUCAUUUCAUCAUGAGGGUCAAAAUAUCCUUUUAGUAUAAUUUAUUUAGAGAAGUAAGGGUCUAAAUAUGUUAUGAAGUUAUUAUAUUCUCUAGGUAUUGUGGGUCUGAACAACAUUAAAUCCAAUGACUAUUGCAAUGUUGUGCUACAGGUAAGAUUCAAUAUUCAUGAAAAUAAAAUUAAAUAUUUUGUUUAAUCUUGUGGUAAUGCCAUUUACAAACAAUUAGAGUAUAAUUUGUUGCUUGGACCAUAAUAAUAUGAACAAAUUGCUAAGUUAAUUUUGGCUUAGGUAAAUUUGUUUUCGCAUGAAUUAUUUUUUUUUAGUAUUGAAUAAUUGACUCAAACUAAUUAAUGAUUCCCAUUGCAUUCAUUUCAACAGUCACUAUCUCACGUGGGACCUCUGAGGAAUUAUUUUCUCAAGGAAGAAAACUAUAAGAUGAUCAAGCGACCUCCUGGGGAUAUAGCCUUUUUGUUGGUGCAAAGGUUUGGGGAAUUAAUCCGCAAACUUUGGAAUCCUUGCAACUUCAAGGCCCACGUCAGCCCUCAUGAAAUGUUACAGGCAGUUGUUCUCUGCUCUAAAAAAAAGUUCCAGAUAACUGAGCAAGGUGAUCUUUUGUUUUUAUUAAAUGUGAAAAAAUUAAUUAAUUUUUAUUUCUCACUUUAAAUAAUUAUAGGAAAUAUAACUUUCAUUUAAUAUUUUUUGCAUUUCUUCAUAAUGUCUAUUUUAUACAAAUUGCAUUAUUUUUCUAUAUAUAAAACCAAAAACCUCUGAUACAAUACAAGAAUUUUAGAAUCCUACUUUAAUACAGUGUUUGCCAUCAUAAAAAUGUGUGCAUCACACACUAAAGGCAUUUUUAAAUAAAAUAUUUUAUAGUCCUACUGUUAUAUUAAUUAUGCAUUCAGCCCAAUGAAUUUUUUUUUAAUGAAUUACUCCAAGGUAAUUUAUUUGAUUAUUUUUUUUAUUUACAUAUCCAGGUGACCCAAUAGAUUUCCUUUCCUGGUUUCUUAAUGCCAUGCACUCUGCAUUAAAUGGAACCAAAAAAAUCAACAGCAGCAUCAUUAGCAAAACUUUUAGAGGCAAAAUGUUGGUCUAUUCACGGAAGAUGCCAAAUUUGGACUUGGUAUAUUCAUUUUAUAUUAUAAUUUUAUUUUUGCAACUCAUUAGUAGUAUUACUGAUUAAAUUUAACCAAUGUCCUCUUUCAACACAUGAGCUCCAGAUACUUAAAACUUAGUUGCUAAAGAUUGGAAUAUCUCACACCUAGUAAAAGAGCUCUAGAUCUUCAUGUGGGCGAGUUCCGUUGUGAUGGGUCAGGUUAAAAUAUCAAAUCCUGCACUUCCUAUAGUCCACUUAAUUACAUCAAACCUUGCCUUCGCUUAUAUGCACAACUUUGAUGAGCAGUCAUAAUAUAUGUCAUUCACUGUUGAUUUUCUGAGAAAUUUCUCUUCUGAUUAAUUAAUUUUCCUUUUUUUUUCUUAGAGUGAGUCAGAAAAGGCAAAACUUUUGCUUGAAGAGGAAUACCAAGGUUAGUUAUUGGAAGGAGAUGGUGAGAUUUAUAUAGAAACAUGAAGACUGGUAAUGUUCUGUUAUUUAUUCAAUGUGGACUACCAAUUUUAUAAUUUUUUUGUAUCCUGCUCCGAGGAAUUCAUAUAUUAUUUUGUCAUGAACAAAAAUAACUGGAUGACAAAGCGUCCAUUUUGUUUUUUUUCCCCUUAGAGCAAAUUUAUGACAUGCCCUGGCUUUAUCUGACCUGUGACCUCCCGCCACCACCACUGUAUCCUGAUGAGUCCAGAGAAAACAUCAUUCCCCAGGUCAGUACUUUUCCUUGCAUGCAAUGUGGUAAAAAAGAAUAGCAUUCAUGUAAAAUUGUAUAAAAAUUGACUUUUGUAUUAAAUAUUUUGACCGAUUUGAGAUCUCAAGUGCUACCGUGCCAUCGACAAUGUAGUUUCACCAAAUAUAUUAUAUACAUUCUAUUAAUAUAUUUUUUUAACAACAUUUUUAGAAUAUAAUCAUUUAUAUAUUGGCAAAGCAAUUUCUCCACAACUGUAGGGCUGAAAUAUAGGAAACAUGUCCCAACAAUUGUAUCCCUCAGGUGCCAUUUGCCAACCUGUUGAGCAAAUUUAAUGGUGUGACUGAGAAAGAAUAUAAAACCCACAAGGACAGUACCAUGAAAAGGUUUCAACUGACAAGGCUUCCACAGUUCAUCAUCAUUUACUUUAAGGUAAAUCAGAAAUACAACACAUUUUUACAACUCGCAAAUGCAACCAUUUUUCAUUGACCUAUCACUAACUUAACUAUUACAAUUUUAACUUUUAUUCACUCACCAAUUACUCAACAUAUUAUUCUAUUACUCACCAACAAUACAAUGGUUUGAUAAAUCUGUUUGAUGGGAAGAUUUAAGUUUUAUGCAUUGAAUCUUUUUGGUCAAAAGAAUACUAAAAUAAUGCACAAUAUUAUUCCUCCUCAUAAAUUAAGCAAAAAAUAUAUUUUUUUUUGGAGCUCAAGUUUUUUCUGAUAUGUUUUUAUAUUUAUUAACUUUUCCCUUUCUGCAGAGAUUCAACAAGAAUUACUUUGUCCUUGAGAAAAACCCAACUAUUGUAAAUUUUCCCAUCAAGUAAGUCAUUAGAUGUUGAUGUGAUCAACCUAUUUAUGUGUUUGAUUUUUUUAUUAUUGUUUAUCUUUCUUCUUGUUUGAAUAUGACUGAAUUUUAGGACAUUAAUAAAUAUGUAUAUGUAAAGAUAUAUGUGGCUAUGAAUAUAUUCACAAAUGAAAAUGUGAUUUAUUACGGGGAAAAAACUCCAGUCCCAUUUUAUGCUGUGCAAUAUUCUUUAAAAAAUGUUCACAGAAACAUAGAUUUCGGGGACCUUUUGUCUGCUGAAACCAGAGCCCAACACAAACACACGACUUACGAUCUGGCAGCCAACAUCAUUCAUGACGGAGAGCCAGGCAAGGGAAAAGGGAGCUACAGGUGUCAUGUACUUCAUAAGGUAAACACGUUGAUUUCUUGUCAUUGUUUUAUCAAGGUAGCAUUAAACUUAAUGGGAGAAGCUAUGACUUUUGUUUUUAAUGUCUUUUCAAAAUAAAAUAUUGUUAUAAAUUUGUAUUCACAAAGGGUCAAAACAAAUGGUACGAGAUGCAAGACCUCCAUGUUGCAGACAUUUUACCUCAAAUGAUUACGUUAUCAGAGAGCUAUAUACAGGUAAAUUUAAUCUUAAAUGUGUCCUCUAAAGCGUUGUUUAUUACUUUGGUCCAAGUUAAAUUGAUGGAACAAAUUUAUAAAACUAUAUAAUCAUUCACCAGGUUAUGAAUGUAAAAAAAAACUAUGUCUUAGUUCCUAUGCACCUUUGAAUAAAUAUGCACUUGAAACCUAAUGCUAUAUCAGGGUUUUGUCAUAGUUCCUAUGCACCUUUGAAUAAAUAUGCACUUGAAACCUAAUGCUAUAUCAGGGUUAUAGUUCCUAUGCAACUUUGAAUAAAUAUGCACUUGAAACCUAAUGCUAUAUCAGGGUUUUGUCAUAGUUCCUAUGCACCUUUGAAUAAAUAUGCACUAGAAACCUAAUGCUAUAUCAAGGUUUUGUCAUAGUUCCUAUGCACCUUUGAAUAAAUAUGCACUUGAAACCUAAUGCUAUAUCAGGGUUUUGUCAUAGUUCCUAUGCACCUUUGAAUAAAUAUGCACUAGAAACCUAAUGCUAUAUCAGGGUUUUGUCAUAGUUCCUAUGCACCUUCGAAUAAAUAUGCACUAGAAACCUAAUGCUAUAUCAGGGUUGUGUCAGCUGACCUAUGGGGUUGCAUAUUUGCCUUCUAUAGUAGUGUAAGGAAACCUUGCUUACUCUCUGCUAACCUUCAUCUAUAUCUGGCAUUCACUAAAGAACAACUCAGGCGAUAACAUUUGAUGCUUAUAAUCUUGUUCUUUAUUAGGCUGACCCUUCGCUUAUACUUUCUCUCAUCUCGCAACUCUGACUGCCCUCUUAUCAUACCGUCCGAGUUCUCCCUGCUAUCUGCUUCUCUGUCCGGCCGCGUCUAUCCCGUCCCGUCCAGAGGUCCCUAUUUAUAAGUCCCUGGGUCUGUACUUGGCCGCCCCCUUUUCUCAGUCGGCGCCAGGUUACCAACCAACCAGUCGUCCCAGGGAAAUGCCCUGGUCAGAUGGCCGGUACCGCCCCCGGCGCUUGAUCCGUCGAUCGUGAUCCCUGGUCAGAUGGCGCCGGCUGUACCUGGUCAGAUGGCCGGUAACCCUGGUCAGACGCCCCCGGCGUUGUCGUGAUCCGAACUCUCCACAAUCAGAUGGCGCCGGCUGUACCUGGUCAGAUGGCCGGUAACCCUGGUCAGACGCCCCCGGCGCCGUCGUGAUCCGAACUCUCCACAGUAGUAUGCUCCUAUUCUAAACAAUAUGAUCCAUCCUCUUUCAGAUCUUUGAAGUUCGCAAGGACAUCCCCAACCCCAUGUACAAGCCCAGCUCAGACAAAGACAUGGAGGACCAUAUGGAAGGUAGUGAUGGAGACCAAGGUGGGGCAGACAACCCCAAGCCAGAUGUCAUCGUCGUGGAAGCUGCAGAUGCACCAGACGACGGAGUUAUUAUUAUUGAUGAUCCUGCCACCUCUGCCACCGAAGUCAGUGGAAAACCAGAUCAAGUCCAAACUGAGACAGUGGCACCCGUUGAACAAAACUAGACCUUAGACUGGCUGGUCCAUAGUCUUCUCAUUAGCUAGGUCUAUUUGCUCUACAAUGUUGACCAUGAUUCAGUCACAAGUAUUUAUAGUGAGAUGGUUUUACUUUUAAUUUUAAAUACUUUAAUGUGGAAUUAACUGACCAUGAGAAUUGAUUGUUUUAAAAAUGUUCUUUGUAUGUAAUGAAUACAAUUGAAUUACCUAUUAUUCUGAUUACUUUGUGGGUUUUUUUUAUGUGUUGUUGUUAUGAAUGUAUAUAUUAGAGGGCAUAACUCUGAAAGUGAAAUUCAGAAAACAUUAAUAUGUUGGCAAUAUUUCUUUGCAAGCUGAACUUCCAUUUGUUCCCCAUGAGUCACAAUUCGGGACCCAGCAUGAGACUAAAACAUUCUUAUUGUUAUUUUACUUAAUUUUGAUUUAUCAAGAAUACAAACUAACUACUGAUGUCUCCUGUUGCCCAGUGGCCUAGAUUUAAAAGUCUGACCACAUUAACUCAUAUCUGCCCUGAUCAAAUCAACUAUUCUGUUGUAUGAGAAUUGAUCAAGGCUUUUAUUUGUUAAUCCUCUUUUUGUAGUACCUGGUAAGUGCAACAUUUUGCUGAAAACAAAAAGAUUCUCUUCAAUGAAUCUUUACAGUUUACAUCUAAAAUGAUCAGGCUUUAGUAGUUUUGUAAUAAGUGGCUUGAGUACUGAGACAGCUAUUGCAGAAUUGAAAGAAUUGGUCACAUCAUUUCAAGCUAUUUUAAAGUCUUGACAGCUCAGGAGCUAAAGGGUAGUGCUAUUUGGUGUCCAUGUUAUUGUGUGAUAACAGCAAACAAAAACAUAGUGAAGAGGUUAAUGUCUGAUAGCAAGUUCAGACUCAAGAGUCUUAAACAGACCAAAUUUGAUGGAAAAUCUAUUGAAGCAUUCACAUUCUUUUAAAAUUGUCUAGAUUUAAAUCUAACAUCUUGAUAGCAUAUGUGUGUCUGUCACACAAUGACGAAUACAGAAAAAUUGGCUAGUGACCAAUUACAGAUUAUUUGCUCACUUGAAACAAUGAAAUUGGCAAGUGGCAUAUAGUUUAUUAUUUGCCGAUUUGGAACCAUAAAAUUGGACUAUAACGGUGAAGUUAUGAUGAUUGCAUUUGUUGAGAUUGUCACACCACUGUUUGUAACAUUUGCUUAUUUGUUUGAAGCAAAGGACUUUCUUUAAAAGAACAUUUGUUUCCUUGCUGUUAAAAUUCUUU